AUGGAUUCGGACACCGAUUACGACGAGGAGGAAGACAACGAACAACAGGAGCCGAGACGCGGAUCGGCUGACGAAUGGCCGGCGCCGGCGGUGGCCGUCGACGAGGAGGACGAAGACCUGACGGAUAUCGACGAGACGGCGGCGGAGGCCGAGGGGGCGGUCGACGAAGAGGUGGGUCCGGACGGCCAGACCCGGCAACAGGUGGUGGACGAGUGCGUGCAGGCGUUCAGAGCGCGCGACUACAUUAUGGAGCCGGGAAUCGUGCAGACACUCGGCCGCUACUUCCAGGCCGGCGGCGCUCCCGAAGUGGUGGUCGACCUCUUGGCCGACAACUAUCACGCCAUCGCGCAGACGGCCAAUCUGUUGGCCGAGUGGCUCAUUAUGACCGGUAUGACCAUCGCUGAGGUGCAGACACUCGUCGAGCAACACCUCAAGCAUAUGAUUGUCAAACAUUUUGAUCCCAUAAAAGCCGAUUCCAUCUUCAGCAACGAGACCACCGGCACACCCGCGUGGCUGACAGAGAUGAUAGCGCACCAGCCGUGGCGGGCGCUGGUCUACAAACUGGCCGAAGACUAUCCGGACUGCCUUAUGCUGACCUUUACGGUCAAACUGAUAUCGGACGCCGGCUUUCAGGGCGAGAUCACCAGCAUUUCCACCGCUAGCCAACAGCUGGAGGUCUUCUCACGUAUACUGAAAACCGCUAUCAAUGGCUUCCUCGAGAGCGGCGGCGACGACACACUCGACACCAGUGCCACUGAAUUCACGAAAAUGGUUUGUCACGGGGAGCACACGUUCCUCUACUCGCAGGCAAUGAUGAAUGUGUUGGCACAGGAGUCCAAAGGCGGCGCCGCCAUUAAACGCCUCUCGCAAGAGAUAUCCAAUUACGCACAGAAACACGGACACGACGCCACUCCCAUACUGUUGGCCCUGAACGGGGCCGCAGCGCACCCGCGAGUGAGUCAGGCGCUGAGCGCUAUGCUGGCCAAGAACGCGCUCAACCCGGCGGACAUUACUGUCCUAUACAAAGCCUAUCAGGCGCCGGACGCCCCACCCGUCGAGUUGUUACGAGUGCCCCAAUUCUUGGAUCUGCUGUUGGACUCGCUGUUCAAACCCCUGUGUCGUCUACACCCGGAGCACAAACCCAAAUACAUCUAUCUGUUGGCGUACGCGGCGGCCGUACACGAGUCGCCGUCGGCCACCGCCGGUGCCGGCAAAAAGGCCGGCGCCCGCAAAGCGGUGGUUAGCAAAGACGAGCUGAAAGGCACGCAUCAGGCGAUCGAGAAGGUGAGCGCCAUCUGCACCGAGAAGAAGGGUUCGUCGGAGUUGUUGCCGGAGCUGUCGGCGCUGUUUCAGUGCAUUCGUUACCCGGUGUGCGCUCUUGGGAUGUGCCACUGGGUUCGCAGUGUGGUCUCCGAACGCACGUACUUUCAGCUCAGCACUGAACACACGCCACUACAUCUGGCCCUCUUGGAUGAGGUGACCACAUGCCACACAACACUACACCCGCGAGUGCUGGACCUCUACGUCACUGUAUUCGAGUCGACUCAGGAGGAGCUGGAAGUGUUGGCUCAACUGGAGGUGAAGAAGAUGCUGUUGGACCGUAUGGUACACCUGCUGUCGCGCGGGUGUGUCGUCCCAGUGGUUCAAUACAUCAAACAGUGUAUCGAUAGGGGCGAGACAGACAUGUCGCUCAUCCGGUACUUCGUGUGCGAAGUGUUGGACGUAAUCACACCGCCGUUCACCGCCGACUUUGUCCAACUGUUUUACCCGGUGGUCAACAACGCGGACGUCACCGGGAGUUUACGGUCGGACGCCGAGCAACAGUUGGUGCACGAGUUUUUGUAUGGACAAACGGGUGGCCGAGUGUUCACUUCCUCCGCCGUCUCGACCGAUACUAGCGAUCCUAUCAUUGAAUCUAAUCUCUCGUCCAUUGAGUUGAAUAACACCGCAACUGAUCCAAUAGUUUUAGUAAAUGAGAUACAAGCGAUGGCCAGACAGUCGCCGACACCACCGCAAGAGAUCAUUGAUAUUAGUGCACUCGACAGCGAAGACAUCGCAACCAACAAACAAACACUUUGCAAAGAGUUGUCAUUUUUGCGACAAUUAUGCAAAUCAAAUGAGACACAUGCGAUGGCCAGACCGUUGCCAACUCCACCCCAAGUGAACAAUGAUAUGGUCGACAACAGCGAUGGCGAAGACACAGCCGCUACGCCUAUUGUUAAUGACCAGCCGUUGAUCACAGGCUCUGGAACAGUGAGGGACGGCCCGCACGUGUUUCGCCUAUCGUUGGCGCCGACGACGUCCCGUCACUACGACAUUGUGCCUAAAACAGUGACCAAUGGCUGUCUUCUAGAUCGCGAACCAACACCGGGUGUGCGUACGGGUGUCGGAGCCGACGCCAUAUCCCAACACGAGACCGUUGAACCAAAUCUGGUUAUUGACUUAAAUGCCACCGAAUGUGAUGAACAACAAAGAGCUGAUCCAAUAGUUUCCGAUAAUGGCCACGAAGAGCGGCCGACGCCAGUAAUGGACAGUCCGUUCGCGCAUAAAAUCAUUGAAAUACACGAUACAACCGCUAAUGAGACGAUGGCUGACGACGGCGGCCAAACACCGCGGGCCGAGUCAACUGUCGGCCAAUCGUCGCACACGAGAUGGUCACCGGCAGUGACCGGAGGCCCGUCCACUGCUUUAGGUAAUGGCGACGGCGGCAUCGCGUGUCGGCUACAGUCGUGUGGCCAGCAAUUCCGAAACCGGCAUAAUAGGCUGCGACACGAGAGGGCGGCUCACCCUUGGCUACUGCCUUACUGCCCCAACUGUGACCGUUGCUUCACAUCGCAGGGCCACCUCAACAAACACGUGCGCACAGUUCACGCGCGUCGAUCGUUUGUGUGUCCGUACAGGGGGUGCGGCCGGGCGUACGCCUCACUUCAUUAUCUCAACACUCAUAAAGCAGUCGUUCAUUUCAGUGCCGACGGUAUGAUUGGUCACGCGUUACUGGACAUGGAGUUAACAAACACACUAAAUGUUGCCGACAAUCAAAAUUACGCAAAUAACACACAUUGUAUGGCCAGACCGUUGCCAACUCCGCAAAUGAACAAUGAUAUGGUCGACAACAGCGAUGGCGAAGACACAGCCGCACAGCCUAUUGUUAAUGACCAGCCGUUGAUCACAGGCUCCGGGACAGUGCGGGUCAUUAUGGCCGCGGACGGCCCGCACGUGUUUCGCCUAUCGUUGGCGCCGACAACGUCCGGUCACUACGACAUUGUGCCUAAAACAGUGACCAAUGGCUGUCUUCAGGAACGCGAACCAACACCGGGUGUGCGUACGGGUGUUGGAGCCGACGCCAUAUCCCGAUAUAAGACAAUCGGCGCCAAGACAUGGGUGCCGUCGAUCGCGGACCCGUUGACCAGCCCUAUAAGCGGCCAAACUUGUGACCGGGAGUUGACCGCUGAUGACGUCGAUGAGGACGAGACCAUUGAACCAAAUCUGGUGAUUGACUUAAAUCCCACCGAAUGUGUUGAACAACAAAGAGUUGAUCCAAUAGUUUCCGACAAUGUCCACGAAGAGCGGCCGACGCCAGUAAUGGACAUUCCGUUUGCGCAACAGAUCAUUGAAAUAAGCGAUACAACCGCUAAUGAGACGAUGGCUGAUAUACGGGUUGGCGGCCAAACACCGCGGGCCGAGUCAACUAUCGGCCAAUUGUCACAAACGCGAUGGUCACCGACAGUGACCAGAGCCACGUCCACUGCUUUGGGUAAUGACUCGGGCGGUAUCGCGUGUCGGCUACAGUCGUGCGGCCAACGAUUCCGGAGCCGGCAUAAUAUGCUGCAACACGAGAGGGCGGCUCACCCUUGGCUACUGGCUUACGGGUGUCGGCGCCCCUACUGUGGCCUUUGGUUCGCAUCGCAGGACAAACUCAAUCAACACGUGCGCACAGUUCACGCGCGUCGACCGUUUGCGUGUCCGUACAGGGGGUGCGGUCAGGCGUACGCCUCACUUGAUUAUCUCAACACUCAUUUAGCAGUCGUUCAUUUCACUGCUGACCGUAUGAUUGGUCACCCGUUGCCGAUCGCGGACCCGUUGACCAGCCCUAUAAGCGGCCAAACUUAUGACCGGGAGUUGACCGCUGAUGACGUCGAUGAGGACGAGACUGUUGAAACAAAUCUGGUGAUUGACUUAAAUGCCACCGAAUGUGUUGAACAACAAAGAGCUGAUCCAAUAGUUUCCGACAAUGGCCACGAAGAGAGGCCGACGCCAGUAAUGGACAGUCCGUUUGCGCAACAGAUCAUUAAAAUAAGCGAUACAACCGCUAAUGAGACGAUGGCUGACGACGGCGGCCAAACACCGCGGGCCGAGUCAACUGUCGGCCAAUCGUCGCACACGAGAUGGUCACCGGCAGUGACCAGAGCCACAUCCACUGCUUUGGGUAAUGGCGACGGCGUUAUCGCGUGUCGGCUGUGGUCGUGCGGCCAACGAUUCCAGAGCCGGUAUUAUAUGUUUGAACACGUGAGGGCCGCUCACCCGUCGCAACUGCCUUACCGGUGUCGGCGCACCAACUGUGACCGUUGGUUCACAUCGCAGGGCCACCUCAACAAACACAUGCGCACAGUUCACUCGCGUCGGACGUUUGAGUGUCCGUACAGGGGGUGCGGCCGGGAGUACGCCUCACGUCAUAAUCUGAAUACUCACAUAGCAAUCAGUCAUUUCACUCCAGAACGUAUGAUUGGCCACCCGUUGCCAGACAUGGAGUCCAGGUUUCCCCCGAUAUAUCAACGCAAUUAA
Messenger RNA from Medioppia subpectinata, 4782 nucleotides. The record is from the annotation of a GenBank genome assembly. Lineage: Eukaryota; Metazoa; Arthropoda; Arachnida; Sarcoptiformes; Oppiidae.